Nerophis lumbriciformis (worm pipefish) is the source of this 4840-nucleotide messenger RNA. RefSeq names its product alpha-1,6-mannosylglycoprotein 6-beta-N-acetylglucosaminyltransferase (gene mgat5). Gene Ontology annotation, cellular component: Golgi apparatus. Gene Ontology annotation, biological process: protein N-linked glycosylation. Gene Ontology annotation, molecular function: alpha-1,6-mannosylglycoprotein 6-beta-N-acetylglucosaminyltransferase activity. The record is from RefSeq and is a predicted model, not a curated record. NCBI's taxonomy places the organism in Eukaryota, Metazoa, Chordata, Actinopteri, Syngnathiformes, Syngnathidae.
GCAGUACAAACAGGGAGGCUCGCGCGCUGGAGCAGGACUACUUCUUCUUCUUCCCUCAUGGAGGAGACGUCUUUUUACCGCCUGCGUCCACUUUGACUCCCGGCAGAGAGAGGCAUACUAGGGUACAAUGUAGCAAGUUGACUUGCUGCUUCGUGAUCAACACGGGCGGUGAGGACCACCGCCCAGCAAACAUCGGGCCCCCACACAAAUGGACAACAAUGCCUAACGCCCCUUCCUGAUCCCUUGCCUGGGUCGCUGGAAGCAUCCCCCAGUUUCUUCACAGCCCCCGUGUCCUCCCGCUGGCGUUCUCGCGAGCAUGGCGACGCCUUUCUUGUGGAAGCUGUCAUCCCAAAAGCUAGGCUUCUUCUUGGUCAGCUUUGGGUUCAUCUGGGGCAUGAUGCUGCUCCACUUCACCAUCCAGCAGCAAGCCAGCCAUGAGAACAGCGCUAUGCUCCGGCAGCAGAUCCUGGACCUCAGCAAGCGCUACAUCAAAGCACUGGCUGAGGAGAACCAAAAUGUCAUUGAUGGACCCUAUGUUGGCACCAUGACCGCUUAUGACCUGAAGAAGACCCUCGCAGUGCUGCUGGAUAACAUCAUGCUGAGGCUGGGCAAGCUGGAGUCCAAGGUGGAAAACAUGUACAACGGCACAGGGAGUAAUCUGACCAGCGGCUUCAGCCCCUCCACAGCCAGCUCCGCCAAUCCGGAAAAAGUCAACGUGGCAGAUCUUCUAAAUGGAGCCCAGGAAAAGUGUGAGCUGCCGCCUUUGGAUGGCUUUCCUCACUGCGAGGGCAAGAUCAAGUGGAUGAAGGAAAUGUGGCGCUCCGACUCCUGCUAUUCCAGUUAUGGUGUGGAUGGAUCCACUUGCUCCUUCUUCAUUUACCUCAGCGAGGUGGAAAACUGGUGUCCUCGUCUGCCAUGGAGGACAAAGAGCUUGAAUGGAGACAUUGAUAGGAGGGGGCAGGCGGAAAUCCGGACCAGUUUUGAAGAGCUGUACCAUGUCAUGUCUAAGCGGGAAGAGUUCCGCUGGAUGAUGUUGAGGAUCAAACGCAUGGCUGAGCCGUGGGUCCGUGCCAUUCGAUCGUUGGCUGCCAAGCAGAACCUGACCAAGCGGAGGAGGAAGAAGGUCCUGGUCCACUUGGGUCUGCUUACAAAGGAGUCAGGCUUCAAGAUAGCAGAGAACGCCUUCAGCGGUGGUCCACUGGGCGAAUUGGUCCAGUGGAGUGAUCUCAUAACCACGCUGUACCUGCUUGGUCACGACGUCCGCAUUUCUGCCUCCCUUGCUGAGCUCAAAGAGAUCAUGCGGCGGGUCAUGGGAAACAAGUCCAGUUGUCCCACUCAAGGUGAUAAGGUUGUUGAACUCAUCUACAUUGACAUUGUGGGCCUGACCCAGUUUAAGAAGACGCUGGGACCUUCGUGGGUCCACUAUCAGUGUAUGUUGAGGGUGCUGGAUUCUUUUGGGACCGAACCGGAGUUCAAUCACGCCCAUUAUGCGCAGUCCAAAGGGCACAAGACACCCUGGGGGAAGUGGAACCUCAACCCUCAGCAGUUUAACACCAUGUUCCCUCACACACCCGACAACAGUUUCCUGGGCUUUGUAGUGGAGCAGCACCUCAAUGCCAGUGACAUCAAGCACAUCGACGAUGUCAAGAGACAAAAUCAAUCUCUAGUCUACGGCAAGGUUGACAACUUCUGGAAGGACAAGAAGAAAUACCUAGACAUCAUCCACAGCUACAUGGAAGUACACGGCACCGUCCACGGCACCAGCACUGUGCACCUCCCGAGCUACGUGAGGAACCACGGCAUCCUGAGCGGCCGAGACCUGCAGUUCCUCCUUCGGGAAACCAAGUUGUUCGUGGGUCUGUCCUUCCCCUACGAGGGUCCCGCCCCACUGGAGGCCAUCGCCAACGGGUGUGCCUUCCUCAACCCCAAGUUCACCCCCGCCAAGAGCAGCAAGAACGCCGACUUCUUCAAGGGAAAACCCACCGUGAGAGAGCUGACGUCACAGCACCCUUACGCCGAGGUCUACAUAGGUCAACCUCACGUGUGGACGGUGGAUAUCGAGAAUCCGGCCGAAGUGGAACGAGCCAUCCGCUCCAUCCUCAGCCAGAAGAUCGAGCCUUAUUUGCCGUACGAGUUCACCUGCGAGGGAAUGCUCCAGCGAGUCAACGCCUUUAUCGAAAACCAGGAUUUCUGUCACGGCCAAGUGAUGUGGCCGCCACUCAGCACGCUGCAGGUCAAGAUGGCGGAGCCAGGGCGCUCGUGUAAGCAGGUGUGUCAGGAGCAGCAGCUCAUCUGUGAGCCGUCCUUCUUUCAACACCUCAACAAGGACAAGGACCUGGCCAGGUUCGGCGUGGACUGCCAGACGGUGGAAUCCAGCGCGGACACGGUGGUCCCGGCCUUCAGCGACAUCCGCCGCCAUUGCGUCUUCCAGUCCGACUUGCUGCUCUUCAGCUGCGCCGGCGCCCACCAGUCGCUGCGCCGCGUCUGCCCCUGCCGUGACUACAUGAAGGGCCAGGUGGCGUUGUGCAAGAACUGCCUAUAACGGCGCGGCGCUUUAAAGGCGUGUUGUGGUAUUUAUUGUUGAGUCGGCACUUCUUCAGGGACGGUCCAGAAGCGGUGGAACAAUGCUUGAAUCGCCAAAAGGGAGCGCCGUGCGCCACAUAUCGGCCUGCAGGGGGCGCAGCGAGGCCCUUUCUUCUUUGAGUCGCUCCACACUGGCAGGCGCCCAGAAGGAAAUAAACCUUGGCGAGUUUUACACUGGAACAAGUUGUGUGUACAAAGACGUCCUCACAGGACACAAAUGUCCACUUGGGGAUAUUUGGCCAGCGAGGCUUAAUUUUUUUUGCUUUCUUUUUUAUUCAUUCCCAAGAUGCAACGUGAUUUUAAAAGGAGACAUGUUGAUGUCAAGGUAGGUAGGGAUGGGUACGCUACCGUAUUUCAACACCUUUGUUGCAGCCAAGCGCUCGGCGGGGAAACAAGCGUGGUGUAGGGGAUGUCGCCGUUUCUCCUUGCCGACAAAGCAAGCAUGCCUGAUAGACUUCACAAUAUGCUAGCUCGAUGCUAAUUUAUAUUGGAUAUGCCAUUAGCAUUAGCCAUUUCACAUGGCGAUAUCAACAUCUCACAAUUUGGCAAUGAAAACUACAACAUAAAUGCACCUUGCAAUCAAACAGCUGGUGUGUAACAGGUACAAUACUUACAGUAUAAACACUUUGCAGGACUCAACCCUUAACGGCAAAGACUAAACACAGUUUGUCUAUACUAGUGUGUUGGAAUUGCAACUGCAUGCAAAAUCUACAAUGUAAUAGUUGCAAAUGAGGCAUAAGUGUAAGAAAACAGCUCACUGGUAAAUAAAACAACUUUAAUAAUAAACUAAGAUUUAUAAAAGGUAGCGUCGAGUAUCGGCGGUAUCGCUUCCCGUAUCGGUUCAAAUGGUACCCAUCCCCAGUGGCAGAUACAGUAGGUUUCUAGAAAACACAAAGGUCUUUGCUUGGUCUCGUUAAUGUAGCGGCAGGAUUGUGGUUGUUCUUUAGUUUCUGUUCUGUCAUCUUCUCAGCCUAGAAAACUGUCAAAUUGUUGUUAAUAUCAUGAUGUCACGUGACCAUCAGGUGACUAAGUGCUGAGUCGUCAUGGCAACGCGUCAGAAAUAAUUAUGUUUGCCUCUCAAUUUAGCGGCAAUCAAAACAAAAGUCCAGGAUUUUGUGUGGGGAGGAAAUGCAUUUCAUUUGUAUUUAAAUAACAAAAAUAGUAACACUGUAUAUUGUUUGUUUUUUGUAAUUUAUUUUGUAUACAAAGGUGUAUGGCUUUGUUUUCUGUUAUCUUUAUUUAUAAGAGGUAUGUCUUUUAUUUAUGGAGAGUAAUUUAAAAAGAACGAGUACAUAUCAUAUAAGAAUGACCACCAGGGGGAGGCAUUGUAUUCUUCUAACGGCUUGAGCAGUAAAAUGGAGGCACUGAAAGUUCAAUCAGUAGAAAAUAUAUAUACAUAUAUAUGUGUAUAUAUAUAUACACAUAUAUACAUAUAUACACACACAUAUAUACAUACAUACAUAUGUAUACAUAUAUAUAUAUAUACAUAUAUACACACACAUAUAUAUAUAUAUAUAUAUACACACAUAUAUAUAUAUAUAUAUAUAUAUAUAUAUAAAAUUAGUGAAGUUGUACCUUACUCUUGUGAUUGUGAUGAAAGUUUGACUUGGUUUUUGUUUUUUAAAGCAGACGCUGACGAGAAAAGUGCCUCAUUUUACUGCAACAGUCAGCAGUUUUCUACAUGGCCUCUGAUGAAGACUGUUUUGUUUUCCUUUUAAAAAGCAUGAGGUGCCUUUUUGAUCAUUCUGUUUGGCCAACUUCUAAACUUGGAUGAGUGUAUUGAACGAUUGCAUCAGUGUGGCGGAUCAAUGAAAGGAUGAAAUUCAUCACUUCUUCUGUUUCCUGCUUAGUUGUCCAACUAGUCAUCAUCUAGUUAGUUCUGGCUGCUAGUAAGUGGUUGACUAGCCUGUACACUUCAUGGUCCCUGAUGUCCUGUGCUUGUUCAAAGUGUAAGCAGACAACAAACAACAAACCUUAUCAUUCAUUGAGUUGCCUUAUUUACCUUUCAUGUCUUUGCACGUCCAUCUUGUUUGUCCAUGUGUAUUUCCCACAGUGGCUUAAACAUUUCUCGCCUGUUGGGAGCGCAAACAUCACUUCUUUAAUUAGACUUCACAUGGAGGUUUAAAUGGGAAACCAUUGAAUAAAACUCUAAAUGAUUACUUAAAUGUGUCAUUAAUUAACUAUAAUUACUAUUAAAUACAUGAAUGUGUAUUUUGUUAAUUCAAAGCAACAGUAUUUUUUAUAGGUAAUUAUUAAU